Molecule: messenger RNA, 1005 nt
Organism: Pieris rapae (cabbage white)
Lineage: Eukaryota; Metazoa; Arthropoda; Insecta; Lepidoptera; Pieridae
Product: Down syndrome cell adhesion molecule-like protein Dscam2
Exons: 6
Coding region: 1-1005 (334 amino acids)
Source: RefSeq, a predicted model, not a curated record
AUGGACGUACAAUGGGAAGUACAAGUACAGGCGAGUCCUGGAGUAGCUGGCGGUGCUGCACUAUUGACUUGCAUUACACCGCGACCCGUCAGAAACUACGUCAGCGUCACUCGAUGGUACAAGGACGGUUCUGUUCUUGCACCCAUGGCUUCUGAUUCAGGUCACCACAUCAUCGGUGGCAGUCGUGGUGACAUGUUGCUGAUACGUAAUGCAAGACCUGAAGAUAGUAGUUCUUACUCUUGUGAGGCGCAGCAUCAGCUCACGGGAGAGAAGAGGCGAAGUGCACCAGCUAUGAUUGCUGUUUCACAUGGAUCUGGUAGUAUGGCUCCUCGAAUACUGACAAUAUCAGAAGACGAGACGGUGCCGCAGGGUGGCGAUAUCAGAUUAGUGUGUUGCGCUAUUGGCAGUCCAACACCCACCUAUAGUUGGUUUCGUCACAACAACGGCAGAUUGAGUCCAGUCUCCAACAACAUAAGAAUAUCUGUGUCAGAACAAGUUCUUAUCAUCAGACGCGCACAGGUGUCUGAUGGUGGAGUAUGGUCUUGUCGUGCGCAUAAUCAAUAUGGGGAACAGCGCCGAGAUACGACUCUACGUAUACGAGCACGUCUUGUGGUUACUGUACAUCCACAGUUGCAGAUAGCAAAUUCGGGCAGUUCGGUGACAUUCAACUGCUCGGUAGAAGGAGGGGACAGUCGAGUGCGAUGGCUACACGAUGGUGUUCCAGUGGGGGGAGGAGAAAGGGUUUUACGUGUACAUGGCGUCGUACGUGCCCAUCGUGGAAUGUAUCAAUGCUUUGCGGAGAGAGAAAUGGAUAGUGCACAGGCCGCGGCUGAAUUACGGCUUGGAGAUACGGCCCCAGAACUGCACUACACGUUCAUAGAACAGGCAUUACACCCUGGACCUGCAGUAGCCUUGCAUUGUUCCGCUUCUGGAUCGCCAUCACCUCGCUUUUCCUGGCUGCUGGAUAUGCAGCCCAUUGAAGAACAUAAUACACCACAAAGGUAA